AUGUCCCUCCUCCUGCUACCUCUGCUUCUCCUGAGGUGUUCAGAACUGAGUGAGGGAGUUAAUUUUGGAGAGAAGGAUGCAAGAAUUCUCAGGGCCUGGAAAGAUGGGAUCGAGAUCCUUGGAGAAGGAACCUCCUGGGACUCAGACAGGGCCAGUCCUGAGCGAAGGUACGGAAUAGAUUAUUUUUAAAUAGGAGCAAGUGAAAAUGUUUCCACUAAGGACCCAGAGACCAACUCUGAAGACUCCAGAACAAGAGAAAAUGAUACCACUGCAGAUUCAAGGACCACUAAGGACAAUCCCACUGCUGACCCAGAGACCAAUGAAGAUGACAGCACUGCAGACCUAGGGACCACCGAGGACGACACCAUUACAGAACCAGGGGCCACUGAGGACAACAGCACUGCAGACCCAGGGAACACUGAUGAUGACGGCACUGCAGACCCAGGGACCACUGAGAAUGACGACACUGCAAACUCAGGGACCACUGAGGAUUAUGUCAGUGCAGACUCUGGGACCACUGAGGAUAACAUCACUGCAGACUCAGAGGCCACAGAGGAAAAUGUCACUGUAGACCCAAGGAUCACUGAGGAUUAUAUCACUGCAGUCCCUGGAACCACUGAGGACAACGUCACUGCAGACCCAGGGACCAAUGAUUAUGACAUCACUGCAGAACCAGGGACCACUGACGAUUAUGUCACUGCAGACACAGUGGCAGCAGAUUUUACCACUAAAAAUGAUGACAGUCAUCCUGAGGAAACAGCUUCAGUCACAGCAGUGAAACCUACUGGGUUCCUAUCACCUCUGGGAAUUACCCUCAUAUCCUUGGCUGCAGCUGUGGUCACUGUUGUACUCUUUAUUGGACUGGGCUUCAUUGUGCACAUCCCCACCUUCAAAUCCGCGGAGGUGCACCCCCCCCAGGUCUGGGGACCCACCCUUCUCAUCAGACAGAUUCGGUUCAACGCCACAAAAAUUAGUCUUACCAAAUGCUGGGCCCUGCGCAGCAGUGCCCUCCUGCCCUCACAGAUCUGCCGAGAGGACUGA
Molecule: messenger RNA, 1041 nt
Organism: Carlito syrichta (Philippine tarsier)
Lineage: Eukaryota; Metazoa; Chordata; Mammalia; Primates; Tarsiidae
Product: protein PBMUCL2-like
Exons: 6
Source: RefSeq, a predicted model, not a curated record